AUGCAGACACCUCCCAAUCUGCUCCCGCUGACACCUCCCAGACUGCUCCCGCUGACACCUCCCAGUCUGCACAUGCAGACACCUCCCAAUCUGCACAUACAGACACCUCCCAGACUGCUCCCGCAGACACCUCCCAGUCUGCACAUGCAGACACCUCCCAAUCUGCUCCCGCUGACACCUCCCACACCUCCCAAUCUGCACAUACAGACACCUCCCAAUCUGCUCCCGCUGACACCUCCCAAUCUGCACAUGCUGACACCUCCCAAUCUACACAUGCUGACACCUCCCAAUCUGCACAUGCAGACACCUCCCAAUCUGCUCCCGCUGACACCUCCCUAUCUGCUCCCGCAGACACCUCUUAAUCUGCACAUACAGACAUUACCCAGUCUGCACAUGCAGACACCUCCCAAUCUGCACAUGCAGACACCUCCCAAUCUGCUUCCGCUGACACCUCCCAGUCUGCACAUGCAGACACCUCCCAAUCUGCACAUGCAGACGGCUCCCAAUCUGCACAUACAGACAUUACCCAGUCUGCACAUGCAGACACCUCCCAAUCUGCACAUGCAGACAUUACCCAGUCUGCACAUGCAGACACCUCCCAAUCUGCACAUGCAGACGGCUCCCAAUCUGCACAUGCAGACACCUCUCAAUCUGCUCCUGCUGACAUGUCCCAGUCUGUUCCUGCUGAUACCUCCCAAUAUGCACAUACCGACAUCUCAGUCUCCACCUAGCUGA
Molecule: messenger RNA, 735 nt
Organism: Mobula hypostoma (lesser devil ray)
Lineage: Eukaryota; Metazoa; Chordata; Chondrichthyes; Myliobatiformes; Myliobatidae
Exons: 1
Coding region: 1-735 (244 amino acids)
Source: RefSeq, a predicted model, not a curated record